AUGAAACUGCUGAUCCGGCUCCAGGAUGGCAAUGAAGUUGAGUCUGUUGUGAUUCACCACAGCGGCGAGGCAGAGCACCCUGACCAGCGGCAGGCCGAUCGCUGUGGCGAGCGAGAUACUCUUUGCGUCUCUUCCCAGGUCGGCUGUCGGCUGGGCUGCACUUUCUGUGCUACAGGUACCAUGGGCUUGCUGGGCAAUCUUUGGCCAGGCGAGAUUCAAGAGCAGCUGAUCCUGGCAAGACUGCAGAAGGGUCACGGCUCUUCCAUCCUGAAUGUCGUGUUCAUGGGGAUGGGCGAGCCCUUGGAAAACUUUGACGCAGUCGCCUCGGCUGUUAAAGGCUUUGUCGACCCUGUUCGUUUCGGGCUGGCGCCAAGCAGCAUAACCAUCUCGACAGUGGGCUCCUCCCCGCACAACAUGAAGCGCCUGCUGGAGGAGCUGCCAAAGAUCCGUCUGGCAGUGAGCCUUCAUGCGCCCAACCAGAGACUCCGUGAGGAACUGGUGCCUGCUGCCAAGGCAAUACCAAUCGACAGACUUCUCCAGAUUGUGGACAACCACGUCCAGCAGUCAUCAGGAGAUGGCAAGCGGCAGCGCACCGUCAUGAUCUCUUACGUCUUGCUGAAGGGCGUGAACGAUUCGGCUGAACAUGCUGCCGAGCUGGCAGAACUGCUGGUGGGACGCCCCGUCAUUGUGAAUUUGAUUCCAUACAAUGCAUUCGAAGGCAAUGCUUAUGCCUAUGAAGAGCCCUCCCCGCAGACGGUGGAUGACUUCCUGAAGAUCCUGGCCGACCACGACAUCAGGGUCUUCGAGCGUCGGCACCACGGCCGCGACAUCGCGGCUGCGUGCGGGCAGCUGGCAAAGCUUGAAGGUCGAAGUCCCAAAGUGUCGGACAUCGAGAACGGCGGGUGCACAUUGAACAAGGACAUUGCGCGCGGACUGAAGAAGCCACAGGCAGAUGCACAGCACCUCCGAAGGACCCUCCUGGGCACUUGCCUCGGUCUAGCUGCGCUCAUGACUCUGGCUGCGUGGCGCUUCCGCUCCCGGCGCUCGUGA
Molecule: messenger RNA, 1050 nt
Organism: Symbiodinium pilosum
Lineage: Eukaryota; Dinophyceae; Suessiales; Symbiodiniaceae
Source: the annotation of a GenBank genome assembly